Owenia fusiformis is the source of this 1270-nucleotide messenger RNA. Lineage: Eukaryota; Metazoa; Annelida; Polychaeta; Sabellida; Oweniidae. The record is from the annotation of a GenBank genome assembly.
CUGAUAAUAGCUGUAUCGCAAACGUCUUCCGGAGUAACACGAUACAUUUUGUAAAAGUAUGCAUCACGUUAUUUAAUACGUAAUAUUGCAUAAGAUAAUAGAAGAUCAUCACUGCGACUGGAGUAUAUAUAUGUAGGAUAUUUCAAAGGCAUGCCAUUACUUCAUAAAACAGUGGGGAACUGAACACCUAUUCAAAGUGAUAACGUAGAUAUAAAAUUAAAAUUUUGUUAAGAAAAAUGGCUGAAAUACUGGAUGAGAAACAAGUAUACACAUGACUUCUAAGGAAGCAAGAACUAGAAAAGGUCGUUUAUAUAGUUCAGUUAGUUGUAAAAAUAACUUGGCCUUAAUUACUGUGAUAAGCGGAAGGAUUUCAGCCACUAAAGGGAAAAUCAGGGACACUCUAAGAUGUUUUGGCAAUCUGUCUUCCUCGCAAGCUUCGUGGUGUUGCAUUGCCCAACUAUUGAAGGAAGAACAAUAGGAAAUUACGUCACAAACUCUCAAUCAGAAACAGACUCAGAUAAUCUCGGUCUAUUAUUGCGGGCAAUACGACUCUUGCAAGAUAACCAAGAAAAACAAGAUAGCCAGCAAAGUUCAGAUAUUUUUGAGACAGGGGUGCAGAACGCAGACGAACAAAUUGACCUAGGCAAACGUUGUCACCCUUCACUUCAUAAACCAUGCAAACGCACAGAUGAUACAAGCCUUAGAGAAAAUAAGAUAGAUGCAGUACCAACAUUAAACGAUCGUACAGAAAAGUUGCUACUCGUGAGGCUUCUUGCUGAUUACAUCCAGGAAAAUUCUAGGACUUUCUAGAUUCAGCUCAGUUCGAUUGUUCAGCAGUUGAACCAUGAAGCAAAUAGAGUCAUGUGAUUCGGAUUUAAGGAGAAAUUAAUGAGAUACAUUUAUUAAAACAACAAAUAGACAUGAACCUAUUCUAAUUCAUCUAGAAGUUAUGCGGACAUUUUACUAAGUGAUUUCUGCUUUAAUGGAUAUUUACUCGAUUACAACGAUUAGAAUUGCUAACACGCUACUUUUAACAGUUAUACAAAAACUAUGACUUUUGUGUCGUCAUCUGCGGCAGUAUAACUAACAAUUUAGUGAAACGUCUAGGUGUUAAAUACAAGCUUUUUAUUAGAUGAGUAGCGCCUGCUGUAAACAUUAGGAUUUUUGUUCUAACCCGAAAAGAAUAUGAGUUUUUAAUUUGAAGGCAAAUGUUAUGUAAUGAAUACAAUGAAAACUAAAAAUACGGUUUCACGCGGUCCUAACUUCGACC